Moneuplotes crassus is the source of this 1833-nucleotide messenger RNA. The record is from the annotation of a GenBank genome assembly. Lineage: Eukaryota; Ciliophora; Spirotrichea; Euplotida; Euplotidae.
AUGCCCAAGAAGAAGUCCAAGAAGCAGAAAGAAGAGGAGAAAAGGAAGGCUGAAGAGGAAAGACUUAGAGAUGAGGAGGAAAGGAAAAGGAAAGAGGAAGAAGAUAGGAUUAGGAGAGAGUUGGAGGAGAAGUUGAGGCAAGAAGAGCUAGCGAGGCUUCAAGAGGAGCAACCAAAGGUUAUAGAGAGGAGUAAUGCUAUUUCAAGACUUACGAUGGAGUCUGAAGAAAUGAAGGAGGAAGGAGAUGAGUGGGAUAAGCAUAUUGCCUGCGAUCCCCUACCAGAUCCGGAGAAUGAGCGAGAACUAUCUUCUUUCCUUACUUUAUGGGAAGAAAGUAAGGAUAAAGACUUAAAUGAAUGCAUUAAAAACUGUAAAACUGCUGAACUUGUUAUUCAUAAACUAUUAACUCUUCAUUUUGAUGCAAUGGCAGAGUUUAGGACUGAAAACAUUAUUUGGUGAGCGAAUUACAUCAAUAAGCUGAAGCAAAUGUGAAAAUUUAAAUUUGACCAGAUUACUCAAAACAUCAUGGAGAAAAUUGAAGUAUAUCUGUUGUACACUGAAGAAGAAAAGAAGAAAAUGACAAGCAAAAAGAUUGAAAACAUCAGAGACCAAUUUGAGCUUGAAGCUAAUAAUGAAUACUUCAAGAUGGGAAUCAGAGGAAACCAUUCUAAUUUCUCUGGGACUGAGAUGCUUAAGCAUGAAUCUUUAGGCAUCAGUAACGAAGUUCCUAGAAUCUUCUGUAAACAGUUUAACCUCCAGAGAUCAGUUUGGGUUUCUAAUGAUAUUACUGCAUCUGAGCAAAGCCCCUACCUUGCAGUAGGAGGAGUUUUGAACAUAGAAAUCUUUCCCUUACCUGAAAUGCCAAAGAAACACAGAAGUUGGAUUAUUAGGAACAUUCAAGAUAUGGAGGAUACUUUGAAAAAGAAGAAUUUCCCGGAUUCAGCUGGAAACAUUGAACCUAUCACUGUCGCAUUCACAAUUCCAGAAUACGUUUGGAUUGACGAAGGUAGAGAAGAUGUUGAAGUAGGAUGGUGGAAUGAAGAAGCCAAAGAAUGGCAACUCGAGAAUCUUGAAGAGGUCAAAAUUAACAAAACCACCAGAGAGGUUUCUUUCAAAACUCUCCAACUAGCCCCAUUUGCGUAUCUCCAGCCAAGAUGUACUGAUUUCCCAUAUGCUUCAUGGAAGUUAAGAUGAAUUCAGCCAGAUGUAGCCUUGUUAGAUAUUCAAACAAAGAGAAUCAACCUAGUUUUCGAAAUUGGUGCGGAUUAUUGUAAACUCAUUGAGCAAAAAGAGCCGGAAUUACAAAGACUAGUUGACAAGGACAUGUCCCCAGGCAUCCUUCUCAAUGAAUUAAUGAACUCAGGAAUCCUCCUUGUUCCAAAUGAUGAAGAUUUUAAGCUUGCAGGCUUAGCUAAAAAGGACAAGAAUGCUGAAGAAAGAGCAAUUUGGGAUGUCGUUUCCUCAGUUAAUGCCUAUGCAUUCAGAUCAGCAAAGUGGAACCGUAACCCAUCCUUAAAAGAUAACAUUGUUGUUAAGAUCAGAGAAAACCUAGAAUAUGAUAGAGAGUUCUUCGAAGAUUAUGAACCAGACUGGAGAUACAUCAUGUGGUGGAGAAAUAAAUGCAGCUUCGCUGAUUGCAUUGAUACUGAUGAAAACUAUGACAGGAAAGUCAAUAUUCCUGAAGGGAAUGAGACCCACGUCUUGCUUAGCUUAACCCUUCAGAAUAAUGCAAGUGAAGAAGCACUUGAAAGAUGUAACAACUACACUCAUAUCAGAUUUAUCCAGACAUUGAAGAAGUUCUUGAGGAUAUUGAGACUUCUUGCUUUUAGUUAA